This is a messenger RNA of Cordyceps fumosorosea ARSEF 2679, 1038 nucleotides long. RefSeq lists its product as hypothetical. Bases 1 to 1038 code for a protein of 345 amino acids. The record is from RefSeq and is a predicted model, not a curated record. The transcript has 4 exons. Lineage: Eukaryota; Fungi; Ascomycota; Sordariomycetes; Hypocreales; Cordycipitaceae.
AUGGAUAAGCUCCUGUACGUCAUGGGCGAGCUGCAGUCGCAGGCCAGCCUCGCGACCCCGGCCAUUCCCAUCUGUGAUGAGAAGCUGCAGCAGCUGGUCGAAACAAUGACCGGGCCGACGCUGGGAAACCUGACGCCGGCGCAUGUGGACGGCAUCCUCGUGGCAAUGGGCCGACUGGCGUUUUCACCGGCCGGUAUACCGAGCGGCACCCGCGAAGCAGUCUUGAACUGCCUGGAGAGGAUGCUCAAGCUCUCUCCAGAGAUUAGGAUGUGCUUUGCAGACCACGGUCAUUUCCCGCUGACCAUACAGAGGUCCGACGUACGAACCGAGGAGCCGCUGAUCCUGUCGACCGUUGAGACAUUGGUGACGUUGUUGGCCGACUACAUAGUCGAUCUACGGAUUUACUUUUGUAGUGACGGGAUGGCGGAAAUUAUCGACAAUAUGCUGUAUCAAUGCAUGCUCGAGCCUCGCCUUCUGGGCACUGAUGGCCCGGCCGUGGGCGAGGCCGCACUUCGUCUCCUCCUCGCUAUUACCGACCGCUUCCUCAACGAAGCCGGUCGGUACAAGGAGUCCUUCUACGCCGCCUUUGUGCUAUUCCUGAAGCGCCGCGGCGGGCGCUCCGGCCUCAAGGGCGCGCGGGGCCUGCUCGUGCAGUGCAUGCUGCGGUGGCUGCUGCACACGUACCACCACGGCGAGGAAGAUGGGGGUGGGAUCGACGUGUGGCCGCUCGUGGACCUCGAAGGGCUGUUCGUGGCGCUCCGCACGGUGCUGUCGCCGCACGCCUCGCAACUCGCUCAGCGCACACAUCUUGCGCCGCUGGUCGAGGUGCUGGCAUUGCUGGCGCGGCAGGGGCCGGCACCGCUGAGGAGCCAGAUGCGCGAGAUGCUUCUCGGCGAGGGCGGCGGCGACUCAAGUGACCAGGGAGCGGGGACGGGUGGUGACUCGGUGCCGCAGGCGUUGCUUCGGCUGUCGAGAGGAGCGUCGGUGGAGUUGUCGCGGCCGCUGAACGACUUGUUCGCAGUGUUAGGUAGCUGUUAA